AUGAACGGUCUCACAAGCAGCCUGUUCCCUGAGAACGUUGAGUGCGUGCCGAUUACGCAGGUCCCAAGCCAGCGAUCGCGCUGCAAGAAGCACGCCUUACGGCGGGGCGAUGUGCACAGCAGCAUCGGCAACACAACUCACAGAGAGAAGAGAGUCUACAUGCGAGCCGAAGAAGAGAAUUCUUCAGGACCUAUUACGAGCAAGACGUAG
Messenger RNA from Colletotrichum higginsianum IMI 349063, 210 nucleotides. RefSeq lists its product as uncharacterized. The transcript is spliced from 2 exons. NCBI's taxonomy places the organism in Eukaryota, Fungi, Ascomycota, Sordariomycetes, Glomerellales, Glomerellaceae. The record is from RefSeq and is a predicted model, not a curated record. Bases 1 to 210 code for a protein of 69 amino acids.